Penicillium pulvis is the source of this 1635-nucleotide messenger RNA. Its product is annotated as cytochrome P450. The transcript has a single exon. The coding region runs from base 1 to 1635 and encodes 544 amino acids. Lineage: Eukaryota; Fungi; Ascomycota; Eurotiomycetes; Eurotiales; Aspergillaceae. Gene Ontology annotation, molecular function: oxidoreductase activity, acting on paired donors, with incorporation or reduction of molecular oxygen; monooxygenase activity; iron ion binding. The record is from RefSeq and is a predicted model, not a curated record.
AUGGGUAUAUCCUUUUCUGUCGCAGUUGCCCUUCUGAUUGCCCUAUUCACAGUGCUGUAUAUUCGCAGGGAAAAUAGUAGCAAAGCUCGAGCAGAGGAAGCUAAAAAACCCGUCUUGAAGCUACCCCUCAUUGGCGACCUCCACAAUUCUUCCAUUGAAAGGCCUUUGGAGAACUGGGACUCAUGGGUUAAACAGAAUGGCCCUAUAGCGGUGCCCAAGCUGUUUGGAAUUGUGCCCAUUGUAAUUUUAAACUCAUAUGAGGCCGUGAACGAAUUGUUUAGCCGUCGCAGCCAGUGGUACAGCAACCGACCAGCCUCAGUAAGCAUGGAGAUGAUUACAAACGCCAGUCCAGGUCGGUCUCGGUUUACUCUGAUGCACGACUAUGAUGACCACCUCAAAUUGCACCACCGUAUCCUCUCUCCUAGUCUUGGCACCCCUGCUGCUCCUCAAUACCAGCCCAUGAUGGAACUCGAGUCCAAGCAGUUGCUGGUCGAUCUUCUAAAAGCAGUGCAGCAGUGCUCUGACGGCACCACAAUCAGCACCGACGCCGUCUACCCACUUCUAGAACGUGCCCAGUCGGGCGUCAUUUUGGCGCUGCAUUACAGCUUGCGCAUAGCCCACUUCGACGAGCCAAUUCUGCAAGAGAUCAUCGACAUACAGACGAAAGUGACCCAUCUUGCUGCUAAUCCCCGUUUGCCUGACUUUGUCCCGGCUCUGCGAUAUCUGCCCACGUUUUUGUCUCCUUGGAAGCGAGCUGCCGACAAGCUCUACGCUGAGCAGGUGGAUCUCUACAUGCGCUUAUUCCGUCACGGGCGGGAUUCAGCUGGCUGGAACGCUACGAAGCAGGCCAUCUCAACAGCGAGGAAGCACGCACCAGCUGACUUACCGAUUGAGGAUCUCGACCUCGCCUUUACUCUCGCGACGUCUAUCCAAGGAGGAAUGGAGACAUCUCCACGCCAAAUGUUGUGGCUAUUCAUCGCGGCGCUGUACAGGCCGUCCUUCAUGGACCGCGCCCAUGCUGUUCUUGAUAGAGUCGUUGGACGCGACCGUGUACCCUGCUUCGCAGAUCGUGCGGAACUUGGCUUUAUUGAUGCCAUAAUGCACGAGAUGCUCCGUUGGCGGCCCAUAUCACCGGGCUCUAUCCCCCGUCGCGCGGACCGCGACGACGAGUUUGAGGGGACCAAGUUCAAGAAAGGCGUGACCAUUAUGGCCAAUGCCUGGUCUAUCGGCCGAGAUGAGAAUGUGUUUGAUCAUACGUUAGGCGACCUUUCCGAUUUCGUUCCCGAGAGGUGGCUGCGGCAAGAUGAGAAUGGAGGUGAAAAGCUUCGAACGGACCUUCCGCUCCCAGUAUUUGGCCAGGGCCGACGUAUCUGUCAAGGUAAAAGGGUCGCGACAGACGGUAUAUUCAUGCAGCUUGCCUGUUUGCUCUGGGCAUUUGAUAUCGAGCCCGCUGAUGGAGAAGAGGUUGAUCCGUGGGUAAUGGUCGUGGAGGGCUUCAUGACUAUGCCCGGGGAGCUAGAAUUUAGACUCAAGCCGAGAGGUGACUGGGUGCGGGAUGUCAUUGCCAGAGAAUGGCAAGCAGCAGAAAAGAAACUAGAAAAGGUUAUGGGCACAGUAAACGAUGUUGAGAAAUAG